This is a messenger RNA of Chaetomium strumarium, 522 nucleotides long. Its product is annotated as phosphatase inhibitor-domain-containing protein. Bases 1 to 522 code for a protein of 173 amino acids. Gene Ontology annotation, molecular function: protein phosphatase 1 binding; protein serine/threonine phosphatase inhibitor activity. The record is from RefSeq and is a predicted model, not a curated record. Gene Ontology annotation, cellular component: nucleus. The transcript has 2 exons. NCBI's taxonomy places the organism in Eukaryota, Fungi, Ascomycota, Sordariomycetes, Sordariales, Chaetomiaceae.
AUGGCGUCUCUAACCCCGCAGCAACUCCCACAGCCAGCCCCCACCCGGACCGAAACCGCGACUCCAUCUACCGCGCAACAGACCCAGACACAACCACAAGCUAUUCUCCGUUUGCGGGGAGCUCGCGCACCAUCAUCUCGGAAAGUGAAAUGGCGGGAGGACGUGAUAGAUAAUGAAGGGCUGAACAAGAAGAAAUCAAAAGUAUGCUGUAUCUACCACCGCCCGCGGGACGUGGAUGAAUCUAGCGACGAAUCUUCCUCUUCCGACUCUUCCGAUUCCGACUCCGACUCCGACGGUGCGCGAAAAGGCCAUGAUGCCGAUGGGACCAGGCGAGGUCAUGACUGUGACGGGCACCACCACCACUACUCGCAUGGAAGGGCGAGGGACUCAGGAGGGCACCAAAGAAGGAAGCGGCAGCCGAGUCCGAACGCAUACGAAAAGAUGCCGCGGUACAAACCUAAAAAGGACGAGACUGGCGGCAAUGGUGGCAACGGGCAGGGUGGGCCGACACAGAAGAUCUGA